CGGAACUUUUUGCAUCUUAUAAAUCUAUAACUAUAUAAAGACUACUGCUAGGCCGUUUAGAAGAGAUAAUAGACAUUUCCGCCUGCCUCCUUUAUUCCGUUAUAAAUUUUCAACAGCCGGGAAGUCCUCGGCUACAGCACCAAUGGACCUCGCAGCUUGCUACCCUCCAGAGCUCUCCUCCGAGCAGAAGCAGCAUCUAGUUGCUACCAUCAAGGACUGGUGUAUUCAUCAUGGUCUUGCUGUCAGGCCUCCUCCGGCAUUCGUACAAGGAACUUCAGAUCCACAGGGUGUGCUGGCGACCAAUGCUCCGGUGACUCUGUUCCCCAGUCUCUUUCCCCGGUCCUGCUAUGAGGCGGCCGUGUCGGUGCAGGAAACAUACAACCAGCUUUAUGCCUCUAUAACUACGGACACUGACUGGCUGGGAGAGAUAAUCGAGGACCUCGUGGAAGUAGAUGACUUUGUGGCCGGCCUCUGGAAAGUUCAUCUAGCUGUCAAAAAUGAAGGAUAUGUACAGCCUCUCUCACUUGGCUUGUUUCGGUCAGACUACAUGGUCCAUGACCUUUCUGGUUCAUCAAAAGAACCAGUACUGAAGCAGGUAGAAUUCAACACUAUUGCUGCAUCCUUUGGAGGACUAUCAAGCCUGGUAUCUCAGAUGCAUACGUCUCUCCUAUCAUCUCCAACCGGAGAGUCUAUAGUGUACCCGUCACACCCAGCCUUCAGGGGUAACUUACCACCUGAAAAUACCGCUGUUCCUACUCUGGCGGGAGGCCUCGCCGCCGCCCACAAGGCAUACGGUCCCUCCAAGUCUUCUCCAAACCCAUUACCGCUAUGUGUUCUUUUCAUAGUACAGGCUGGAGAAAGGAACCUUUUUGAUCAGAUGGAGCUUGCAACUUGCCUCUCCCAGUCACACAAUAUCCCCGUAUUCCGGGUUACAAGUAAUGAGAUUCUGGAGCUAACCUCUAUUCAAGAAUCUAACCCCGCUAGACCCAUCAUAUAUACCCCAAGAUAUUCUCCAUCCACUCGGUUCGAGGCUACCACUAUUUACCUUCGAGCCUUAUAUGGGCCUCAAGACUAUCCGGAUGAAUCGGCCUGGAGAGCACGAACUCACCUAGAACGCUCGGCAGCCAUUAAAUGCCCAACAGUUCUCAACCAAUUAUCAGGCUGUAAGAAGGUGCAACAAAUACUAGCCACAGCAGUCAGCGGCCCUGAGACGGACUACUUAACCCGAUUCCUUCCUUGCAUAAAUCCUGGCAGAAUACAACAAAUACGCUCUACCUUUGCACCCCAGUAUGAUCUGGCCGAAGGAGGCCGUGGUAGGGAACUCGCCUUGAAUCCUGAAACCGCUGCGCUCCAUGUCCUCAAACCUCAGCGUGAGGGAGGCGGAAAUAACGUGUAUCGUGGCUCCAUACCAUCGUUCCUCAGAUCUAUUCCUGAAAAGGACUGGAAAGGCUGGAUACUAAUGGAACUCAUACAACCUCCCCCGGCUAAGAAUGUUGCACUUCGCAGCGACGGUCAAGUCCUCAGCGGUGAUGUAAUCGGCGAGUUGGGCACGUACGGCACGAUUCUUUGGAACACUAAUGGGGAGACACUGUAUAAUACGCAAGGUGGCUGGCUUAUGAGAACAAAGGCUAAGGAUAGUGAUGAAGGCGGAGUGGCUGCAGGAUUCUCUUCUUUGGACAGCAUCUUACUCGUUUAACGCAUCUGGUGGAAGUAUACAUGAUGCUAGAAUUAUAGACACUUGAUUUAUCUCUGUAAUGUUGCCCUGUCUGUCCUAUCUCCAUGUUGAAUGAAGUCAGCUUAAGGGAGAAGUGAAAAAUCACGAAAAACAGCUACCUAAGACCCCGAAAACCGUCAAAAUUUGAUGCUCACUAUCUAUCCUGAGCAACUGACGAAAGCCAAUUACAUCAAGGUAGGCAAGCAGGUUUCCAUCCAUUCCAUAGACAGGCCUUUCGAAAAGAAUAUCAUUUCAAUAAUGAGUAAAUCACUGGUAGUUACCAGAAAGGCCAAGAAACACAGAUAUCGAGAUAUGGAACAAGGUUAUCUCGACCAUUUCAUCUGGGAAAAUUGAAAUGAUAUAGCGGAGGUAGGGAAAACUCCCAGGUUUGCCUAUGCAUAUUCAGCAUCAAAGAAAUUGUCAAAUGGUCGUCGGUGGGUUAGAAAUUCCGGAUAGCAGAUGAAGGUAGUUAGCAAAAGGGUCGUUUCUCCUCGUCAUCUCGGCGGUAUGAGUAUUCAGGCGAUGAUGGGGGUUGUUUCGGAUUGAAUAUGUACCGCCGCCGUUGAAUGCAGCGGAUAAUGGGCUCCCACGCUGCGGGAGCAGGCCCAAGUCUGAAAGAGGUUCCGAGUCUGAGUCCUGAUUGUCGUCAGAGUCGCCAUCAGACAAAGAAGCAAUAUCCGGGGUUUUCCGUGGGCUAUCCUCGAGCUCAGAAUGAGAUGACAAUGUAGGCCGAGAUUCCUGGGAAGCAAGUGGCCGACAGCAUAUGCCGUCGCAGUCUUCUAGAAGGUCUUGAGUGUCACAGGAAAGAACUAGCUGGCUUUUGACAAAUGGAUUGGUAUACCGCGAUUUUUGGGAUUGCGCCGAAGAACCCACACUCUCACUUCGCAGAGAGGGGGUUUGCGGCAAAGGACCAUUUUUGUUUGGAGAAAUUGAGGAUUUCUGGCUAAUAUUACGACCGCCAGGAGAGUCACUUUUUGGAAGGGGUUUGUCCUCAGAGCCAUCUGCUCCUGUUUCUUUCACCUCGCCCUUUGCGCAGUAUGUGUCUGACUCUUUCUUUUCCAUAACCUUGUCAACGUUGGUUUCAGUAUUGCCACUAGGAGCAGCAUGGGUGAGGUUCUCCUCACUUUCAGUUGCCUUCUCAGCCUGACGUCUUAAUCGAUUCGCCGCUCUCUUGGCCCAAGUUUCAGGAAGAUAUUCUGGUGCUAAGGAUCGCCAGUCGUCUUCCCCUAGAGCAUUGGCGUAAUCCUGGAGUUGGCAGAGGAGCUGAAUGGUUGACUCCAGGCGCUGUCCUGGCAAAUGAGGUCCUUUCUUUCCAUCCAUGAAGGUGUCCAGUGGAUAUCGCUGAGAUGGCCCUCCAUCAAGACGUUUCAUAAGGAGAUGCAGAGGAAACUUUUUGCCAUUUGCACCAGAUGCAUACUCAAUGGCUGUAGUGGUAUUAAAAGAUAUCUGAGACUGAGAUAGGCGCUCAACUCUUUCGACUUCGGCUUUGGUGAUGCCUCCUCGGCGCGUGGUCCAGCAUGAAAGACCAAGAGGGGAGCGGGCUUCGCGUUCACGACGCAUAUUCAAUGCGUUGUCAGAAGGGAUAUCAGCCGGUGGAGCCGUCAUCCGUGCUUUGAUAUCACGAUAAGUAAGGCGAGAAUCGGUCCGCAUCCAGUAUUCAAGCAGCCAGCCUGGAACACGAAUGGAGAUAUACCGCGGAAGAAAUGGGAAAUCUCUAACUGCGUUAGAUCCCUUGGAACUCGGAGCCGCAUCAUCAUCCAUCAAGUGCAGAACAGCAGGUCUAAUAGAGGGUUCUUCUGGUGCUUCUAAACGAAAAAGCAGGGGAGGCAAGUGAGUCGAGUUGUACUUCGAAUGAUAGGGAUGUUCACAGGUGUGAAACAUAUUCGGGGUGUCAUCAUCUGUGCUCGGCCCAUUAGAGUAGUGAAUCGUAUACUCGAGGAUUUUAGUAAGGGUUUACUCACGUUUGCAUGGGCCCUUAGCAGAGGUACGCUCUUGCAGAAGGAUGCCAUCGUUAGUUACAUAAUUCCAAGACAUUCGGCUCGACAAGCUCAAUAAAUCCUUGUAGAAAAUAUCAACUGAUUUGGGAACCUCUCUUACCAGAUGGAGCGAGAAUUGAUGAUCCUGCAUCUUCCAGGGUAUUCUCAGCCAUUGGGAGCUUCUGUAGUCCAAGUGCUGUGCAAAUGUAGGAAUGCUAAAAGAUGGAUCAGUUGGUUGAAAGACAGUGUCACUCCUAAGAGAGAAGAAGGAUAAUUCCUUUGGCCUCUUGAAUGUGGGAGGAAGAAGCAACACAUGCUUAGUCGUAAAUUUGUCUGUUCUAUUGUCGUCCAAAGUGCGUUUCCUAGAAGAAUAAUGAAGAGAAGAUAGCAAAAUAUAAAAGACAGCUCAUUGUCUCACUACUGUGGCCCUAAAUUGUGGCUACUUAACCUUGUUUCUCCCUUAUUUCCUUCAAUAUUUCAUGAUAUAUGAAUAGUUAGAAAAAUACCUAUUGAGAAAGGGUAAGGGAUAAGUGAGUGUAUAUGAUAAGGGGAGGGUAGAAAUAAAAUUUAAGUGUUGCAUCUGUCUCUUUAAAUA
Molecule: messenger RNA, 4285 nt
Organism: Trichophyton rubrum CBS 118892
Lineage: Eukaryota; Fungi; Ascomycota; Eurotiomycetes; Onygenales; Arthrodermataceae
Product: glutathione synthetase
Exons: 2
Coding region: 143-1696 (517 amino acids)
Biological process (GO): glutathione biosynthetic process
Cellular component (GO): cytosol
Molecular function (GO): glutathione synthase activity; ATP binding; glutathione binding
Source: RefSeq, a predicted model, not a curated record